This is a messenger RNA of Dreissena polymorpha, 2151 nucleotides long. RefSeq lists its product as uncharacterized. The record is from RefSeq and is a predicted model, not a curated record. NCBI's taxonomy places the organism in Eukaryota, Metazoa, Mollusca, Bivalvia, Myida, Dreissenidae. The coding region runs from base 1 to 2151 and encodes 716 amino acids. The transcript is spliced from 2 exons.
AUGAAGAUCCAUCAAGGGAAGAGCAGUUGUCGGUUGGAGGGAAAGCCCAAGCAUCGUGCAGGUGUUCCUGGUGAAACGAGGGAGAUAGCCAGUCUGGUUGCCAACCACAGUACUGGUGGUCUCUCAGCUCCGGUUUUUGCUGUAACUGGUGACAAUUCUGAAGCUGAGGUGACUCAAUCACUUGAUGAGCUUUUUGGAGAGCAGGGGACCAUACCAAGUAUGACCCCUACAGAGCAGGGAGAUGGAAGUGCAGAAGAAUCACCAUUGCAUCCAAGCCAAGAAGAACUUGCCUUCCCAGAUUCUUGGUGCACACCACCCGCUGCAGGAAGGAAUAAGGACAAGACCGUCCCUACCAAGGAGAGAACGCAACCGACUUCUGAAGAAAGAAGAUCCAAGAUCGCCUGGCCAGCUAUGAACAACAGGAAGGAGAGAUUUGGACUGGAGCAGAAAGCAAACCCCUCGAGACCGCCGCAGGUUCCAAACAGAAGACUCUGUGAAAUAAAAAAGCUCCGAGCAGAACUGCGAUCCCUAAGGAAACGCUACAAACAGUCAAGCAAGGUUGAGAAGAAGGGAAUAGUUAAACUAAGAGAAGAGGUUAGAUCAAGGCUGAGGACACUAACAAACGCAGAGAGGCUCAGGCGGAAAAGGAGGGAUAGAGCAAAGAAGAGAAAAGCCUUCGUUAGUGACCCCUACAGGUUCACAAAGAACUUGCUAAGUGGAGAGAAGUCUGUGAAACUUGAAAGCAGUCAAGAGGAUGUAGAAACCUUUUUGAGGGAGGUCCACUCCGACCCACUAAGAGAGGAACCCCUUGGAGAGUUCAGUAGAAUCCUACCGGUCAAUGACCCAGACUGUCCAUUGAACAUGAAAGAACCCACUUGGAAGGAGAUCAACAAAGUGGUCAAGAAAGCUCGCUCUUGCUCUGCACCAGGCCCAAGUGGCAUACCAUACAAGGUUUACAAGAAAUGUCCUAAACUUCUCCGAAGACUGUGGUCACUCCUGCGAACUGUUUGGCGAAAAGCUACUGUUCCGUCAUGUUGGCAAAGUGCAGAAGAAUGUCUGGCACUGAAGGAGAAGAACUCCAAGACCAUCAACCAGUUUCGCACCAUCUCGUUGUUGAGUGUGGAAGGGAAGAUUUUCUUUUCAAUCCUAGCUAAGCGAUUGACGACAUACAUGUUGGAGAAUGAGUAUGUGGAUAUCUCUGUGCAGAAAGGUGGGAUCCCAGGAUUCUCAGGGUGUGUUGAGCACACCAGCGCACUCACUCAGCUACUUCAUGAAGCUAGAAUCGACCACAAAAACCUCACAGUGGUAUGGCUAGACCUUGCCAACGCAUACGGCUCAAUUCCACACAAGCUUAUUGAGACAGCUCUUCGACACUACCACAUUCCAGACAGUGCAAGAAAUCUCAUUAUGAACUACUUCAACGGUAUCAACUUGAGAUUCUCUAGCAACACGUUCACUACAAAUUGGUUACAACUGGAGAAGGGGAUUGUUACGGGAUGUACUAUCUCGGUGAUACUGUUCGUGAUGGGCAUGAAUAUGAUCAUCAAGGCAGCGGAGAGAGAGUCAAGAGGGCCCAAAACAAACACAGGAAUUCGUCUACCAUCCAACAGGGGAUUUAUGGAUGACAUGACUGUCACCACUGAAACCCACAUACAGGCUAGAUGGAUUCUGGCGGCCCUUGAUAAAACAGCAACGUGGGCAAGAAUGAGGUUCAAGCCGGGGAAGUCGAGAAGCUUAGUGGUUAGGAAGGGAAAGGUGACAAGCCAGUUCAAACUGUGUAUCCAGGGAGAAGAGAUUCCCUCCCUAGAGGACAAACCGAUUAAAUGCCUAGGGGAAUGGUUUGAUUCCUCACUGAGAGACACGCAUUGCCAGGACAUUCUCAAACAGCAGGUAGCUGAGGGUUUGCAGAGAAAAGACAAGUCGGAACUCCCAGGGAAGUUCAAAGCAUGGGUCUUUCAACACGGUCUCCUGCUAAGAGUGAUGUGGCCACUCAUGGUCAAUGAUGUCCCUAUCUGCACCGUCGAGAAGCUAGAGCAGAAGAUCAGCAAGCACCUGAGAAAGUGGUUAGGCCUACCGCCAUCCUUCACCAACAUUGGACUGUAUGACCGAUCAACAAAGCUCCAGAUGCCAAUCAGCUCUCUAGUAGAGUAG